This is a messenger RNA of Amoebophrya sp. A120, 747 nucleotides long. The record is from the annotation of a GenBank genome assembly. NCBI's taxonomy places the organism in Eukaryota, Dinophyceae, Syndiniales, Amoebophryaceae.
ACAGGAACGACAAUGACAGUCGCAAUUUCUACGAUGAGGAUGACCUCGCGAGUAGCAGCUACAAUGGCAGUAAUGCGCCGCGGAUCGGUGCCACGACCAACACGUCUGGGUUGCGGCGCCCGAAUAACAUGAUGCAUCAAGAACGUCACAGUUUUCAGGACCAAGAACCUCUUUCUCAAGCUCACCAACGGAGCAAAUAUCGAAACUACAUUCUCGAUGGCGAAGACAUGGAGGAGCGUAAUUUAUCGUUUCAGCAAGAGCAGCACCAGAAUAUGCAGGCGCAACACGACGAACCUCAUCAGGUAGUGCACGACAAAAACUCCUCCCGAUCCGCGACCUCCCGCGAAACCACGAAGCGACAGCACGAACUGGCGCUGUGUACCAAGAUGCAGGAGGAAAUGGAAAUGCGGAUUCGCCUUGACGAGCAGGAGCGGACCACGACGAGAGUUGGGGGCAACAACUACAUGGAUAAUUCGUCUCGCAGUGCUGGUAACUAUCCACCACCUUCCGGAUCUACUUCGGGUGCAAUUCUUGAUCCCCGAGCAGACGCAGACAAUAAUUACGAGUACGAAGACAGCCUGGACCGCGAGAUGCGGGACCGCGACGAGCGCGUGCGCCGGAUGGAGAUGGAGCGUCGGCAGAAGGAGUUGCGCGCGCAGAUGCAGCGCGAUCUUCGAGAUCGCGAGAGCGGGCGGAUCGACUACACGGUGAGUGCGCGGGAGCGCGAACAACUGAUGAUGAUGCACC